CUGGAGGCACCAGGCCCCACGCUACCUGCAGGUGAGGGGAGUGGCGGUCCCCUCUGCUGUGUGCUGCACAGCCUCACCGCCAGCACUGCCAGCGGUCUGAGUGCCGCACUACAAAAAAGACGUGCCCAGAUGUACCUCCUCUCUGCAGAAAAGUGGUCACUGCAGGGUGCCCAGGUCCUUCUGCAGUGUUUGAGGUCCUCUCUGCCAGGCAGCCGUGCCCUGUGCUACAACUCCCUGGAGGAGCUGGCUGGUUUUGCACCCAGCUCUUUCCAUUGUAUCCUGGUACCUUUGGUGUUGGUUUUUGUUUUCUUUUUUUGCCCUCUUCAGCUGAGCAGAUGUGGAGCUUCCUGCUGAUGGGAGAAGAUAGUUCCCUUCUGGGGAGGAUGCAUGCAAUGUGUAUGCUCUGUGUUUUGCUGCCCUGAGUGCUGCAGAUGCAUUGUAGUUCCUCUCAUCCACUUACCCAGUGUUAAAGGAGCUGGCUUGCACAUGUGGCAGGGCAAAGGCAGGGUGAACUUUGCGGAAUCGCUCUGGGAGGCAAGGCUGCAGGAUAGCACUGCUGUGGCCUAGCUGCAAGCUGCAGAAUCCCCACAGACCUUUCCAAACCAGGAAACCUUACAACCUUUUCCUAAUUCCUAUUCUCAUGCCUUUAGCAUGUUUGGUGGCCAGCAGCUUUGGGAUUACUCACAUCCUUACGUCAGCCGUGGUGUCUCAAGAGCCAGCUAACCUAGGCUUUUGGGGGUCAAAAUGAAUAAUAUGAGUCCUUUCUUUAUUCCCUUGUGUCCUCAGCCCAGAGCUUGCCCAGCUCACUGAUGCCACGAUAUGGGUGGCCCCUGGUGGGGAGGGGCAUGGAUGUCCCAAAGCGACAUGCAGCACUGCUGCCCGCUCCCAGCUCUGCUUCCCAGCGUGGCUGUAGGUGAGCUGCAGGCACGGCAGGGAUCAGGGCUGUGCAGCAGCUGAGGGCUUUGUGGUCGAGGCUGCAUUCCCCAGCGAUGUCGUUAGUCAGGGAGACAAUGAUCUUUUCGGAUGGCUUCAAGAUGCGGCCCGCCAGGCGGAGCAGGGAUUGUGCUGCCUGGCCGCCUCGGUUCGUGCAGAGCUGCAGCAGCCAGAUGGGCUUGGUGGAGUUUGGGAGGAAGGUGUAGGGGCCAAGUCUUGGGGACAUCCCAAGUCCAAAAGGUGCAUUGAGAUCCGCUUGGUGGCAAUUCAAGCCAGAAAUGCAAGUGUUUGCGUGAGGGUGUUUUCCUGGGAAUUUGCCGUUUGCAACCUUAAAGCGAUGAAACUAAUUUUGAGCAGGGCAGUAUCUCAGUGCAUGAAAGGCGCUGUGUUCCUGGAUCUGGAUCCUUGCUGUGAGGAUGCACUUGGAGCUGGCAUGUGGCGGAGCCUUCUCUCCUCUUCCCACUGGUGCCUGUCCCUCCCCUUUGUGGGGUCUGGCAAUGCCACCAGGGGACCCACAGCGGUGGGGGCUCAGGCAGCCAUCCGUUUUGCCAAGGAGCCGUACUCACAGGACGCCCUGCAUGGCCGCAGUGCCAUCCUCCGCUGCGAGGUGGAGGAGCCGGCCUAUGUGGAAUUUGAGUGGCUGCAGAACGGGCUCCCCAUCCAGGACACGGAGCAGCGCUUCAAGGAAGGCAGCAACCUCCAGUUUGCUGCUGUCGACCGGCAUCGGGAUGCUGGGAGCUUCCAGUGCGUGGCGAGGAACGUGCAGACCGGGGAGGAGGCUCGCACAGCCAAUGCGUCCUUCAAUAUCAAGUGGAUCGAGACGGGCGGCGUGGUGCUGAAGCAGCCGGCCAGCGCAGCUGAGAUCCAGCCCUCCUCCACGGUGGUGCUGCGGUGUCACAUCGACGGCCACCCGCGCCCCACAUGGCAGUGGUUUCGGGACGGCGCUCCGCUCCCCGACGGCCGCGGCACCUAUUCUGUCAGCAGCAAGGAGCGGACCCUCACCCUGCGCAGCGCCAGCCCCGAUGACAACGGUCUCUACUACUGCUGUGCCCGCAGCGCCGUUGGCUCCGUGUGCAGCCAGGACAACUUCACACUGAAUAUCAUCGAUGAGAGCUUCCCCCAGGCGGUGAUCGUCCCGCAGGACCUCAUCGUGACCAAGAACGAAGAGGCCAUGUUUGAUUGCCAGUUUGCAGCCGUGCCCCCUCCCACGCAGGAGUGGCUCUUUGAAGACAGCCCCAUCACCAACAGAUCCAAGACAACUGUGUUUGCCAAUGGCUCCCUGCUGAUCACCCAGGUGAAGGCCCGCAGCACCGGUGUCUACAAGUGCAUUGGCCAUGGGCAGAAGGGCAAAACUCUCGUGCUGAAGGCGACUCUGCGGCUGGCAGAGAUCGAAGAGAUGGCACCCUUCUCCCCGAAGGUGUUGACGGCGAACCAGGGGCACCGUGUGUCGUGUGCUGCCCCACGGGGUGUACCCAUGCCCCAGGUCUGGUGGGAGAGAAACCAGGAGCGGGUCCCCACUGCUGGCAGGGUGUACCAAGAGGCAGAGCAGCUCAUUUUCACCAGCAUCACUGAGGCAGAUGCGGGGACCUAUACGUGCCAUGCUGCCAACAAGGCUGGGGAGAAGAAACAGGAGCUGAGCAUCACCGUGGCUACGGUACCCAAGUGGGUGGAGAUGCCCAAGGACAGCCAGCUGGAGGAGAGCAAACCAGGAUACCUGCAUUGCCUCAGCAAGGCUUCCCUGAAACCUACAGUCACCUGGUACCGCAAUGGCGUCUCCAUCUCUGAGGACUCACGCUUUGAAAUCUCAGAGAACGGGACGCUGCGCAUCAACAACGUGGAGGUGUAUGAUGGGACAAUGUACAAGUGUGUGAGCAGCACACCGGCGGGCAGCAUCGAGGGAUACGCACGGGUGCACGUGCUAGAGAAGUUAAAGUUCACCCCUCCACCCCAGCCGCUGCAGUGCAUGGAGUUCAACAAGGAGGUUACGGUGUCCUGCUCAGCCACUGGCCGGGAAAAACCCACCAUCCAGUGGACUAAAACAGAUGGGAGUAGCCUGCCAUCCCAUGUCAGCCACAGAGCUGGCAUCUUGUCCUUCCACAAGGUGAGCAGGAGCGACUCAGGAAACUACACGUGCAUUGCCUCCAACAACCCACAGGGUGAGAUCCGUGCCACUGUGCAGCUGGUGGUGGCAGUUUAUGUCACCUUCAAGCUGGAACCAGAGCCUACAACUGUGUACCAGGGGCACACAGCCAUGUUCCAGUGCCAGGCAGAGGGGGACCCCGUGCCACAUAUCCAGUGGAAAGGGAAAGACAAGAUUUUGGAUCCCAGCAAGCUUCUGCCCAGGAUUCAGAUCAUGCCCAAUGGCUCCCUGGUCAUUUACGAUGUCACCACCGAGGACUCUGGAAAAUACACCUGUAUUGCCGGCAACAGCUGCAACAUCAAGCACCGUGAGGCCUUCCUCUAUGUUGUAGACAAGCCGGCAGCAGAAGAAGAUGAGGGACUCGGCAGCCACACGCCCUACAAAAUGAUCCAGACCAUCGGGCUGUCGGUGGGAGCAGCUGUCGCCUACAUUAUUAUUGUGCUGGGGCUGAUGUUCUACUGCAAGAAGCGGAGGAAAGCCAAGAGGCUGAAGAAGCACCCGGAGGGCGAGGAGCCCGAGAUGGAGUGUCUGAACGGUGGUACUUUGCUGCAGAAUGGGCAGACGACAGCGGAGAUCCAGGAGGAGGUGGCCUUGACCAACCUGGGCAGCAGCUCUGGGGCCAGCAAGCGGCACAGUGCCGCUGACAAGAUGCACUUCCCUCGUUCCAACCUGCAGACAAUCACUACCUUGGGUAGGGGGGAAUUCGGUGAAGUCUUCCUGGCCAAGGCAAAAGGUGCAGAGGAUGGCGAGGGCGAAACGCUGGUGCUGGUGAAGAGCCUGCAGACAAGGGAUGAGCAGCUGCAGCUGGACUUCAGGCGCGAGGCAGAGAUGUUUGGCAAGCUGAACCAUGCCAACGUGGUGCGACUGCUGGGGCUGUGCCGUGAGGCUGAGCCGCACUACAUGGUCCUGGAGUAUGUGGACUUGGGGGACCUGAAGCAGUUCCUGAGAAUCUCCAAGAGCAAGGAUGAGUCCCUGAAGCCUCAGCCCCUCAGCACCAAGCACAAGGUGUCUCUCUGCACGCAGGUGGCCCUGGGGAUGGAGCACCUCUCCAACGGCAGGUUCGUGCACCGGGACUUGGCGGCCAGGAACUGCCUGGUGAGCGCCCAGAGGCAGGUCAAGGUCUCAGCCCUGAGUCUCAGCAAGGAUGUGUACAACAGCGAGUACUACCACUUCCGCCAGGCCUGGAUCCCGCUGCGCUGGAUGCCGCCCGAAGCCGUGCUGGAGGACGAGUUCUCCACCAAGUCAGACGUGUGGUCCUUCGGGGUGCUCAUGUGGGAGGUGUUCACGCAGGGGGAGAUGCCGUACGCCCCGCUGGCGGAUGAUGAGGUCCUAGCAGGUCUGCAGUCAGGAAAGACGAAGCUCCUGCAGCCCGAGGGCUGCCCUUCACGCCUCGCCAAGCUGAUGCAGCGCUGCUGGGCGCCCAGCCCCAAGGACCGACCCUCCUUCAGUGAGCUCGCAGCCGCCCUCGGGGACAGCCCAGCUGACAGCAAAGCCUGAGCACCUUGCUGGGGAAGGAUGCGGCGGGGCGGGCGGGGGCUCUGCAGCUGCCCCCAGCGUUCCCGCAGCCUUCGCUGAGCCUGACCCCAACACACGGCACCAGCGGCUGCUGGACUCAAAGCACAAGCCAGUGUACUCCCCUCACACACCCCUCUCCUCCAUGGGUCCAAAAAGCCCGUGGGCUGCUGGCACCGGGCUCGCCCUCCCCGCUCGCCACGUGCAUAUCUGUCCGUCCGUCUGUGCUAGGCAUGCCUGCGGGCAUGGGCCCGCCAUCAGGAACCCGAAGUGCCUGGCAUAUGAAGGAGACGCUCCACCACCUUUCCCCACAUCCCUUCCCCGUGCCUUUUUUUGUACGACUCCUGGGGGCAGCGCUCUCCUCCUCCUCCCCCCUCCCCGGCACGCUGCCUCCUCCCCACCAUAGUAUUUCUGUUACUGGAAUGCAGCCUAGAGUGGGUUAGUUUGUUUGCUUGAGCGGAGGGUACCGCAGCCAAGAAUGGUUGGGUUUUGUUGGGUUUAUAUGUGCUGCUCUCAAUAAAGAAGGCUUUUUUUUUUUU
This is a messenger RNA of Lagopus leucura (white-tailed ptarmigan), 5124 nucleotides long. It is a transcript of the gene PTK7, whose product is annotated as protein tyrosine kinase 7 (inactive). Gene Ontology annotation, cellular component: neuronal cell body; plasma membrane; axon. The coding region runs from base 1271 to 4570 and encodes 1099 amino acids. Gene Ontology annotation, molecular function: ATP binding; axon guidance receptor activity; protein tyrosine kinase activity. The transcript is spliced from 20 exons. NCBI's taxonomy places the organism in Eukaryota, Metazoa, Chordata, Aves, Galliformes, Phasianidae. The record is from RefSeq and is a predicted model, not a curated record. Gene Ontology annotation, biological process: homophilic cell-cell adhesion; synapse organization; protein phosphorylation.